CCCAUCUGUCAAACCCGCAGUCCCCUAUGAGAGUACAGAUGAAUGGAGGAGGAAGAUUUAAAAGUGAAUUCGUGGGCGGCGACAAGGAAACAGCAGCCGUGGCCGAGCGGACCCCAGAGCCCUUCCCUUCUUGGCCCUCCCUCUGAAUCAUCGCGCUCCACUUGUGACGUCGCGGACGCCCGGCUCGGGCAGGCGUGGGGGGCCCGCGCGUCCGGGAGCCCCGAGGCGGCAGCGCGCGUUUCCACGCUGCGGUGCCGCGGGAAAGCCGGAGGCGGAGGCCUGGCUCAGGCAGAGCUCGGAUCCGGUGCCGAGCCGAGCGGGACAGCGCGUCGCCCGGGCUUCGCCUUCGCUCGCUUGACCUCCGCCGUCCUCUCCAGCCCUCGUCCUCUGGCCGCGCGUGCGGCCGCAAGCCCAGCACCCCUAGCCUAACCUCGCGCCCGGGCCGCGCCUCCUCCUCCCACUCCUCCUGCUCUCCUCCCCCGCCGCUUCCGUUUCUCGAGGGAAAGGCUGCUGCCUCCUGCUCUGUCCGCAUCCCCUGCUUAGCUGACGGCCCAGAGGGUGGGUGCCAAUUCCACCAGCAGCUGCAACUGAAAAGCAAGGUUCAGAAAUGUCAGAUAUCCUCCGGGAACUGCUCUGUGUCUCUGAGAAGGCUGCUAACAUUGCCCGGGCAUGCAGGCAGCAGGAGGCCCUCUUCCAGCUGUUGAUUGAAGAAAAGAAAGAGGAAGAAAAGAACAAGAAGUUUGCAGUUGACUUCAAGACGCUGGCUGAUGUACUGGUACAGGAAGUUAUAAAACAGAAUAUGGAGAACAAGUUUCCAGGCUUGGAAAAACAUAUUUUUGGAGAAGAAUCCAAUGAGUUUACUAAUGAUUUGGGGGAAAAGAUUACCUUGAGGUUGUGUUCAACAGAGGAAGAAACAGCAGAGCUUCUUAGCAAAGUCCUCAAUGGUAACAAGGUGGCAUCUGAAGCAUUAGCCAGGGUUGUUCAUCAGGAUGUUGCCUUUACUGACCCAACUCUGGAUUCCACGGAGAUCAAUGUUCCACAGGACAUUUUGGGAAUUUGGGUGGACCCCAUAGAUUCAACUUAUCAGUAUAUAAAAGGUUCUGCUGACAUUAAAUCCAACCAGGGAAUCUUCCCCUGUGGACUUCAGUGUGUCACCAUUUUAAUUGGUGUCUAUGACAUACAGACAGGGGUUCCCCUGAUGGGAGUCAUCAAUCAACCUUUUGUGUCACGAGACCCAAACACCCUCAGGUGGAAAGGACAGUGCUAUUGGGGCCUUUCUUACAUGGGGACGAACAUGCAUUCACUUCAGCUCACCAUCUCUAGAAGGAGCGGCAGUGAAAUACACGCUGGAAACACAGGCUCUGAGGCAGCAUUCUCCCCCAGUUUUUCAGCCGUCAUUAGUACAAGUGAAAAGGAGACUAUCAAAGCUGCAUUGUCACGUGUAUGUGGAGAUCGCAUAUUCGGGGCAGCUGGGGCUGGUUAUAAGAGCCUUUGUGUUGUCCAAGGCCUCGUUGACAUUUACAUCUUUUCAGAAGAUACCACGUUCAAGUGGGACUCUUGUGCUGCUCAUGCCAUACUGCGGGCCAUGGGUGGGGGAAUAGUAGACUUGAAAGAAUGCUUAGAAAGAAAUCCAGAAACAGGGCUUGAUUUGCCACAGUUGGUGUACCACGUGGAAAAUGAGGGUGCUGCUGGGGUGGAUCGGUGGGCCAACAAGGGAGGACUCAUUGCAUACAGAUCCAGGAAGCGGCUGGAGACAUUCCUGAGCCUCCUGGUCCAAAGCCUGGCAUCUGCAGAGACGCAGACAUAGAGGAACUCUAACCCCGGUGUACAUACAUAAACUGAACUGUGAAACUGUUUCCGAUUAUCUCUGUCUUCUGAGGAUGGCUUUGUCCUGUUGCUGGUUAACAUUCACUUUCCUCUUUUGAGGAGCAUUUUUCCAUUAUGUAUUCAUAAUAAUGUUAAUUUCAAUAAAUGACAUUCAUGCAGUAAUUA
Molecule: messenger RNA, 1992 nt
Organism: Macaca mulatta (Rhesus monkey)
Lineage: Eukaryota; Metazoa; Chordata; Mammalia; Primates; Cercopithecidae
Gene: INPP1
Product: inositol polyphosphate-1-phosphatase
Biological process (GO): phosphatidylinositol phosphate biosynthetic process
Molecular function (GO): inositol-1,4-bisphosphate 1-phosphatase activity
Source: RefSeq, a predicted model, not a curated record